Bufo bufo (common toad) is the source of this 1347-nucleotide messenger RNA. Its product is annotated as somatomedin-B and thrombospondin type-1 domain-containing protein-like. The record is from RefSeq and is a predicted model, not a curated record. Lineage: Eukaryota; Metazoa; Chordata; Amphibia; Anura; Bufonidae. The transcript is spliced from 5 exons. The coding region runs from base 39 to 806 and encodes 255 amino acids.
ACCGUUCCCUCCCGUCUCCUGUGUCUGGAUGCCCCGGGAUGCAGCUCCGGAGCUCCGGGCUGUGGCUUCUUCUCUGUUCGGUGUGGGUGAUCCAGGUACCGGGAGGUCGCUGUGCCUGUACCCGGCGCGGACAUCCCAGGUGCUGCCCAGGGAGGAAUAAUGCCUGCACCGGCGUCACUGCCACCGGGAGCACGUGCUACUGCGACUCCUACUGCCACCGGAGCGGCGACUGCUGCGAGGACUACGCGGGGCAGUGCGGGGGCAGCGUCACACACUGUGUAGUUGGGCCGUGGGGGCCAUGGAGUGAAUGCAGUUCUCUCUGUGGAGUUGGGAGCAAAGAAAGAUUGCGGCAAGUCAAAGUACCUCCGCGUAGUGGAGGAAACCCCUGUCCAGAUCUUAGACAGCGCCGUGGCUGCUAUGGCGAAGACUACACCUGUCCUUCCUCCAAAGAGGUGGCUAAGAUAUUGCCAAGCUCUUUCAAAAGGGAUUCUAGAGGUCCUUGGAGAAGGCCCCACACCAUGAUUUCUUUAAGGACCUCAAGUUAUUGUGUCUACUUCAGACUGAAACAUGUGGGACCUGCCUGUUGGCUGCAAAACUGGGGCAGACAGUUGACCGGAGAACAAGUUGUAUGUGUAGAGUGCCAGACUGAAGCAAUGGAUGCUAGUGGGCGGUGCCGAGGGGAUGGUCUCGCUGGUGCAAGGACAUUCUGGACCGCUGCCUCUCUUCCUGGCUGCCAGGGCUCCUGGGUUCAAGAAGACCUCCGAGAAGACUGCACGUGCCACUUACUCUCCUAUAUUUUUGUGUGAUGAGCAUUGUCAUCAUUGGAUGUAUGAUGGCAGUUACACACAUUGCAGUCCUCAAAAAAAUAGUUUACCUCCUCAGAUACCUACCUCUUCUACCUGCCUUUUGGGGGUGGGGAUGUUACUUCCUUUUUUAUUUUUAUUUUUUUAUUUUAAAGAUUCUACUACACUACUACUGUUAUUGUUUGUCAGUACAUGAUACCUGCUAAAGUUGGCAAUGAACUUCUCUAUUCUCUGCAUAUUUGCCUUCAUAAGGUCCUCUUACACAGACUGAUAAUCAGGCCAGUUAUCAAGGAUGAUCAUUUGGUCUGUCUAAAAGGUGCUGGUGAUCACACAGUGAACGAGCAAACGCUCAUUGAUUGGGUGAUUGUGUCUCUCAACCUGCACAAAAAAAAAAUUAUGGUUUCAGUGCUGUAGAUCAGCCUGUAUGACCAAGGAUCUUCUGCACAGGAACAAUAAUUUUCUAUGGGGACAAGCAUUGCUCUAGCAAUCACUUGUCCCCAUGUAGCAGAGGUGAUUGCUACAUGUAAAUGCAGUCAUUAUUUCC